AGCGGCAGGUGGACAAGCGAGCUGUGUGGGGGGAGUUGAUUGCCGGAAGUGCUCCCAGCAUCACAGAUCCGUGGUGCUGAGAGGUGGUUCCAGAAGGAGUAGCCCCUGCGCCUGCGGUCUGGAGGAGAGACCGGGCCCUCCUCUGGUGCGCUCCGGGCUAGGCCGAGCCGGGCCCGCCGUGUGACUCGGGUCUCCACGGGCCCCGCACCAGCCAGGGGGCGCGUCCUGCUGCAGACGGGGGGCGAGUCGCGCCCCUCCUGCCCCCAAGCAGACCCCGGGGGUUGGGGUGCGCGGAGGCGGCGCGUGGCAGCCCCGGGCCCGUUCCCCCGCGCGGUGUCGGGGGCGCGGCCGCCACCCAGACUACAUUUCCCGGCAGGCCGCGGGAGCAGGCGCUCGGCCCUCAGCCUGUACCCGGACUCGCUUCCGGGUUACGCCCCGGUAGUGACGCAGGCUCGGAGCCUGUCGGAACUCGGCUUGGAUUUUUCCCGCGAAAAGGUCGCGGGCCGGGGCUGGGCGCGCGCUUCCAGCUGGAACUGCAAUGGAGGGGCUCUGAGGGUGUGUGCUGGACCACACUGUGACUGCUUUCUCUCCUCCCUCCCCUGCACACCUUCAAGAUGCAGCGCUCCAUUAUCAUUUUGCUGUCCUCUUCACCAUGUGGUGCAGGCAUUGAGCAUGCCAGGACUUUGCCUGAUGGGGCAGCACCACAGAAAGUUAGAGAGGAAUCCCAAAAUUCCAGUCAUGCCGUGUGCAUACCACUGCCCUGCAGGGUUCAAACACGAUGUGGAGCUUGCAUAAGGUCAUUUUUCCAGCCUGUGAAGGGAGCAAAGGCAGAGGAGAGCAGACCUCUAGAAGAUGAGCAUGCGACUAAAAAGAUGCCAGAGAAGGCUGAGAAGCAGAGCAAUGGUCUUGGUCACUGUGCAAACUCUCCAGUGAAGCCUAUAGGCAAGAGGUCCUUGCGCCGAAUCAUUGAGAGUGACAGUGAAGAGGAGGAGCCUGAGCCAGCAGUCAUAGCGGAGGAGGGGCAGAUGCAGGUUGAGACUCCUAAGAAAGCCAGCAGCAAGCAGUUUGUCUUUCAGGAGCUGGUGCACCCUGCUCAGUCUGAGCUCUCUGCAGACAGCCCGUCACCAAGCAGCAGCCAGUCUGCUAAAAACAGUUCUGAUGGGACUGACACCACCCACUCUGACAUCCCCAGGCGCAGGACUGCUCGCAAGCAGAUGCCCAGAAGCAAAAUAGAGAUGGCGACAAGCAGAGAGAAUGGCCACCCCAAAGAACCAGUCGCCAAAAGAUUGAGAGAAGAGCCAGACCCAAAAGAUGAGACUGGUGAGAGAGCAAAGGUUGCAGCAGAGUCUAUGGAGAUGCAAGAGGUGAAAGGGCAGAGUUCAGAGGAAGAGUUAACCAAGGGUAAGGGCACCUCAGGGGAAGCAGCUGGUAACAAGGACAAAAUUGACAAAACUGGAGGAGAAGCAGCAGCCCAGAAGAAAUCUGAGCCUUCCAAGCCCAGCAGAGCCAUCUCCAACUUCUUUGCCCCCAGGAAGGCACCAUUGGCAAAGACAGAGACAGGAGAAGCUAGUGCAGCCACCACAACGGAUAAGUCUUCUGUCCUGAAGGGCUCUGCUGCAGCAAGUGGCAAGCAGGGCAACCAGAUGAAUACCAGUUCUUCUGAGGCUGCUGUGCUGCUGGAUCCUGUGGAGUACAAUCCUUCGAAGAGCAGCUACCACCCUGUCCAGGAUGCCUGCUGGGGUCCUGGGCAGAGGGUCCCCUACCUGGCGGUAGCUCGUACCUUUGAGAGAAUUGAGGAGGUGUCUGCCCGACUGAAGAACAUUGAGACUCUGAGCAACCUCUUCCGAUCGGUCAUCGCCUUGUCCCCAUGUGACCUGCUGCCCUGCAUCUACCUCUGCCUGAACCACUUGGGCCCAGCCUAUGAGGGGCUAGAACUGGGCAUUGGCGAGAGCAUCCUUAUGAAAGCUGUUGCACAAGCUACAGGUCGACAGUUGGAUAAGAUCAAGGCUGAGGCCCAGGAGAAGGGUGACCUGGGUCUGGUGGCAGAGAGCAGCCGCAGCAACCAACGCACUAUGUUCGCACCACCCAAGCUGAGUGCCAUUGGGGUCUUUAACAAGUUCCAGGAAAUCGCUAGGAUGACAGGCAGUGCUUCUAUGAACAAGAAGAUUGACAUCAUCAAGGGGUUGUUUGUUGCCUGUCGGCACUCAGAAGCCCGCUACGUAGCUAGAUCACUGAGCGGGAAGCUCCGGAUCGGGUUGGCAGAGCAGUCAGUGUUGUCAGCCAUUGCUCAUGCUGUGUCUCUCACUCCCCCAGGACAAAGCUGCCCUCCAGAGGUGCUGGAUGCAAGCCAGGGCAAGUCUGCAGACGUACGCAAAACCUGGCUGGAGGAGCAGGCCCAGAUUCUCAAACAGAUCUUCUGUGAGCUGCCAAACUAUGACAUCAUUGUUCCUGUCCUGUUAGAGCAUGGAAUGGAGAGCCUGCCACAGUACUGCAAGAUCACCCCAGGGAUCCCACUGAAGCCCAUGCUGGCCCAGCCCACCAAGGGCAUAGGGGAGGUACUGAAGCGCUUUGAGGAGGCUGCCUUCACUUGCGAGUACAAGUAUGAUGGGGAGCGAGCCCAGAUCCACAUACUAGAGAAUGGGGAUGUGUACAUCUACAGCCGCAACCAAGAGAAUAAUACCUCCAAGUACCCUGAUAUUGUCAGCAGGAUCCCCAAGGUGAAGAAAGACAGCGUGCAGUCAUGUAUCCUGGACACAGAGGCUGUGGCCUGGGACCCUGAGAAGAAGCAGAUCCAGCCGUUCCAGGUGUUGACUACCCGGAAGCGGAAAGAUGUGGAAGCUGCUGAGAUCAAAGUGCAGGUGUGUCUGUAUGCCUUCGACAUGCUGUACCUCAAUGGAGAGUCCCUGGUGAAGCAGCCCUUCUCCAGGCGCCGGCAGCUGCUGCAUGAGUUGUUUGUGGAGACAGAGGGGGAGUUCCUGUUUGCCACUUCCAUGGACACAUGCAAUACAGAUGAGAUCUCGGAGUUCCUUGACCAGUCCAUCAAAGACUCCUGUGAGGGGCUCAUGGUCAAGACCCUGGACGUGGAUGCCACAUAUGAGAUUGCCAAGAGAUCCCAUAAAUGGCUGAAGUUGAAGAAGGAUUACCUGGAGGGUGUUGGAGACACACUGGACUUGGUGGUGAUUGGUGCCUACUUAGGGAAAGGCAAGCGUGUGGGCAUGUAUGGAGGCUUCCUGCUGGCCUGCUAUGAUGAGGAGAGUGAGGAGUACCAGAGCAUCUGCAAGAUAGGAACUGGCUUCAGUGAAGAGACCCUGGAGAAGCAUUACAGUUUUCUUAAGGACCUUGUAUUGGAGAAGCCAAGAGCUUAUUACCGCUGGGACAGCAGUGCAGAGCCUGACCACUGGCUAGAUGCAGUGCAGGUGUGGGAGGUGAAGUGUGCUGACCUGUCCAUCUCGCCUGUGCAUAAGGCAGCUAUUGGCCUGGUAGAUGAGGAGAAAGGUAUCUCCUUGCGCUUUCCCCGCUUUCUGCGUGUUCGUGAUGACAAGACGGCUGAGGAAGCCACUACCAGCACCCAGGUAGCUGAACUCUACAAGAAGCAGCAGCAGAUUCAAAACCAGCAGCUGGCAGGGAGGGGUGAGGGAGAAGACGACUUCUAUUAACACUGCGGUACAGCUGCAGUGAGGAGAAGCAAACUCCAAUGGCCCUUGCAACUACAGCUGGGCAUGGGACAGUACCUAGAGCCAGUGCUUUCCCUUUUUCCUUACUAGAGGUACUGGAGCACUGAGCCACGGGGGUGGAGGGGGCUUGUUGGCAUCAUUUGUUUGGUUGCAAGGAACACCAUCACUUACAAUAAAAUACUCUCUUUCCUUGUCA
Messenger RNA from Alligator sinensis (Chinese alligator), 3870 nucleotides. It is a transcript of the gene LIG1, whose product is annotated as DNA ligase 1. The record is from RefSeq and is a predicted model, not a curated record. Lineage: Eukaryota; Metazoa; Chordata; Crocodylia; Alligatoridae. The coding region runs from base 615 to 3656 and encodes 1013 amino acids. Gene Ontology annotation, biological process: DNA repair; Okazaki fragment processing involved in mitotic DNA replication; DNA recombination. The transcript is spliced from 29 exons. Gene Ontology annotation, cellular component: nucleus; mitochondrion. Gene Ontology annotation, molecular function: DNA ligase (ATP) activity; DNA binding; ATP binding.